Messenger RNA from Ornithorhynchus anatinus (platypus), 2676 nucleotides. RefSeq names its product zinc finger translocation associated (gene ZFTA). The coding region runs from base 311 to 2245 and encodes 644 amino acids. Gene Ontology annotation, biological process: negative regulation of DNA-templated transcription. The record is from RefSeq and is a predicted model, not a curated record. The transcript is spliced from 4 exons. Lineage: Eukaryota; Metazoa; Chordata; Mammalia; Monotremata; Ornithorhynchidae.
UUUCAACAAUGCUCUUCACCCAGCUUCUCUUUCAGGCCCCUCUUUCUUUUGUUCUCUCUCCUCUCUUAAAGCGACAGUGCUUCUUUUUUAGUGCUCUUCCUUAAAAGAUUUGCUCUCGGCCCCCUUGCCUCCCCAUGUUUGUCUCUUGGAGACCGGGCACUGAGACCUCAUCCCGCCCUCCGCCUCCUCCUCCCCCUCUUCCUCCUUCUUCCUCCUCGUUCCUCCCUCCCCCCCUCCAGCUCCGCAGCUGAGUACUUCUCUAGGUCUGGGGAGUGGGACCCCCUGGGUUCCUUUCCCACAGAGCCCACUGAUGAAAUCCACCCACCCUGUGCCUCCCCUCCCAGGACAAGACCAGCAGCCCGAGGGGGAAGCCUCAGGGCCCUGGGGGAGCACCCCUAUCUCCUCCCCCAGGUCCGGGGGCCUGUGCCCGCCCUCCGGACGGAAAUACUCGGACCACUGCGAGGCGUGGGCUUCCCGGCCUGGCAAGAGCCGCAUCCCCGGCCGCGACCACCGGCGCUACUAUCACGACCACUGGCGGCUCGAAUACCUGAUGGACUUCAACCCGCCGCGGCACGGCAUGGUGUGCAUGGUGUGCGGCAGCUCCCUGGCCACCCUCAAGCUCAGCACCAUCAAGCGCCACAUCCGCCAGAAACACCCAUACUCCCUGUACUGGAGCCCCCGCCAGAAGGAGAUCAUCAGCAGCAGCUGGGACGCUCAUCUGGGGCUGGGGGCCGGGGGCGAGGGGCCGGGGGCCGGAGAAGAGCAAGGGGCAGAGGAGGAGGAAGAGGAAGAGGAGGAAGGGGGGACAGACCCAUCCGCCCACCUGUUGAAGAGCUCAGGCAAUUCCCCAGCCCCUGGGGGCUGCUGGCGGCGUGGGGGUCCCUCGGCUCCCCGGGCCUGGCGUGCCUCUGCGGCCCGGUGGGCGGGGGGCGGGGGCGGGUGGGGGCAGAGUUUGGAGCGGCAGCUGAAGGAGUCUCUGCAGAGCUGGUUCCGGGCCGAGUUCCUCAUGGAUUAUGACCCGCGGGGGAACCGGCUGGUGUGCAUGGUCUGCUGGCGGGCGCUGCCCAGCCUCCACCUGGAUGACAUCCGUGCCCACGUGCUGGAGGUCCACCCGGGCUCCCUGGGGCUCACCGCUCCCCAGCGCAGCGCCCUGCUGCAGGCCUGGGGCGCCUGGCCAAGAGGCUCAACAUCCUUCCCCCUCCCCGCAGCAGACGAUGACGUCGCCCCCCAGGACUUGAGCAGCAAAGCCCACGGCCUGGUCCCUCCCUCCGACGCCCCCUCACCCCCGGAGCCCAGCGCCUCGGGAGCGGACAGAGAGCUGGGCUGGGUGUCGGGGAGCCCUAGGGUGAAGGAGGAGGAGGAGGAGGAAGAGAAGGGGGCCUGGGCCUCCCCCAGCGUGCCCCGGGGCCGAGACCACCGGCGUUACUACCAGGAGCGCUGGCGUCUGGAGUACCUGAUGGACUAUGACGGGGGCCGGCGGGGGCUGGUGUGCAUGGUGUGCGGGGGGGUCCUGGCCACGCUCAAGGUCAGCACCAUCAAGAGGCACAUCCACCAGCGCCACCCGGGCUCCACCCAGCUCAGCGGCCCCGUCAAGGCCCUCAUCGCUCAGGAGUGGAGCCGCCAGGCUGCUCGCCUGCUAGCCCUGGGGCCGCCCUUCUGCGAGCUGUCAGGGGGGGCCGGGGGGGACGUUGUCACCGCUGCCACAACCCUGCAGGGGGACGGGGAGGAGGAGGCAGUGGUGGUGAAGGAGGAGGCAGUGGUGGAGGAGGAGGAGGAAGAGGAAAAGUGGGCAGACCCUCGUCUGUCUUCUGAAGAGCCAGCAGGCGAAGAGGAGGAGGAGGAGCAGGAAGAGGAAGAAGAGAGCCUGAGCCUUCCCGUGAGGGCGCCCCCGCCCCCACCCCCGCAGCCCCUCACCCCCCGCAGCCGGGAGCAGCGACGCUACUACCAGCCGCGCUGGAGGAGCGAGUACCUGAUGGACUAUGAUGGGGGCCGGCGGGGACUGGUGUGCAUGGUGUGCGGGGGAGCCCUGGCCACCCUCAAGGUCAGCACCAUCAAACGACACAUCCUGCAGGUCCACCCCUUCUCCCUGGAGUUCUCGCCCCAGGAGCGGCAGACCAUCCUGGAGGCCUACGAGGAGGCCGCCCUGCGCUGCUACGGGCAAGAGGGCUUCAGGGGCCCUGUCCAGAGUCCAGGCCGGGAAGCCGAGGUCAAGGCCGGGGGCGGGGGAGCCAUCUGCAAGGUGUAGCCCGGGAGGGCAGGAGCGGGGUCCAGGGUGGGGGAGAAGCCCCCCCACUCGGGUCCCUGGGGAAAGGGUGGCCAACACAGCACUUAGGAGUCAUUCGACCCAGGCCAGGCCCUUGGACUUGGAUUCUCUUCCCCUGGAGGUGGGGCAGGGACCCGCCCCCAUAGGACCGAGGGGGAACCAGGACCUGGGUAAUUGGAAGAUCUCACUCCCCAUCCUUCCCUGGCGCUCUCCCUGCCCGGCUAUACCCCCGAUCAACCCAACCCUGGGAGCACCCUGGGAGGAAAAAAGGGAUCUGGGGCAGUGGCUUCUGCCUAGGCCCCCAUAUGGUGCUGGGCUGGUUGGCUAGCGUGGAGCCACGAGGACCGACUGACCGUCAUUGCGCCUUGGUUUUUGGUGUUCACAGCUCCACCUGCCCCGACCCCCUCUCUUUU